AUGACAACUGUAGAAAAUGAUAAACUGCUAAAAUUGGUAAUGAAUGAUUCUGAGUUAGGCACCAGAUUACUCUCAUUACUACUAUUAAAUAAUAAUAAUAAUAAGACCGAUCUUCUCAAUAAGAUAAAUAACAACACUACAACUCAUACUACAGAAGACGAACAUCGUUUGAAGAAAAGACAGAAAAACACAGAAGCUUCAGCUAGAUUUAGAGCAAGACAGAAGAUUAAAUAUAAAGAAAAUUUAAUUAAAUUAAAUGAAUUAAAUACAAAGAUUAACAAAUUCAAUAACAAAAUAAGUUUGUUAGAAUUGGAAAAUAAAAAUUUGAAAUUAAAAAUACAGAAAUUCAAUGAAUUGAAAACUAAUGAAUUACUAAAUAAUAUUAAAAAAAUAGUAUAUAAAACCUUCCCAUAUCAUGUAAAUAAAUUUCGCAAUUUAAAUAUUAUUUUAUCUAUUCUUUUGCUAUUAUUAUUCUCCCUCUCCCCGGUAGAUUCAGUCUUUAUCAAGUCCAGCAUCUUCAUUGUCUCCAUUUCCUUAUACUCGAUACUUUGUAUAGUCCUGAUCAAGUUCUCAGCAUCACUUUCCCUCCCGUUUGUCUCCGUAUCAAAACUAGUGUCAUCGUCAAUCUCCCUCACAGUAGUAUACUCUUGA
This is a messenger RNA of Kazachstania africana CBS 2517, 651 nucleotides long. It is a transcript of the gene MET28, whose product is annotated as Met28p. NCBI's taxonomy places the organism in Eukaryota, Fungi, Ascomycota, Saccharomycetes, Saccharomycetales, Saccharomycetaceae. Gene Ontology annotation, molecular function: DNA-binding transcription factor activity. Gene Ontology annotation, biological process: regulation of DNA-templated transcription. Bases 1 to 651 code for a protein of 216 amino acids. The transcript has a single exon. The record is from RefSeq and is a predicted model, not a curated record.